Medioppia subpectinata is the source of this 645-nucleotide messenger RNA. The record is from the annotation of a GenBank genome assembly. Lineage: Eukaryota; Metazoa; Arthropoda; Arachnida; Sarcoptiformes; Oppiidae.
AUGAAUGGAAAGCCCUCUACGAGUCCUCUCGCAAGAGAAGCCAACCGUCAUCAACAGCGUUCGGGACUCUUGCAGUCGUCACUGAUCUCACUGUACAUCUGUUACCUGACGUGGUCUGCCAUGAAUAACAACGUGGACGACAACUGUAAGCCAAGUGUGUUCACACAUACCGGCAAUUCCUCGCAGUUCGACACCCAGUCGUUGGUCUCGUUAGUGUUGUUCUUCGUGUGCGUUCUGUACUCGAGUAUCAGGACCUCAACCAAUACACAAGUGGGCAAAAUCACGGGCGCAAACACUAUACUCAUGAACGACACGGGCGCUACCGGCGGAUCUUCUACUCAUCUCACUUCCAAUGAAGGCGGUGAAGACGGAGGCGAAACCGCUGAGAAAAAGGGUCAGACAUGGGAUAACGAAGAUGAGGGCGUGGCCUACAGCUGGUCAUUCUUCCACUUCAUGUUCGCUUUGGCCACACUUUACGUUAUGAUGACAUUAACCAAUUGGUAUAAUCCGGAAAAGGGAACCAAGAAUUUUAGCGAAAGUGUGGGCGCGAUGUGGGUUAAGAUUAUCUCCUCGUGGGUCUGCUGUGGACUCUAUACGUGGACAUUAGUGGCGCCGAUGCUAUUACCCGAUCGGGACUUCAGCUAA